Bombyx mandarina (wild silkworm) is the source of this 1917-nucleotide messenger RNA. It is a transcript of the gene tipE, whose product is annotated as temperature-induced paralytic E. Gene Ontology annotation, cellular component: plasma membrane. Gene Ontology annotation, molecular function: sodium channel regulator activity. Lineage: Eukaryota; Metazoa; Arthropoda; Insecta; Lepidoptera; Bombycidae. Gene Ontology annotation, biological process: regulation of sodium ion transport. The record is from RefSeq and is a predicted model, not a curated record.
GUCGCGGUGACGCGUUCACGUCUACUUCAAAACAGACGUAGCGUUCAAGGAACUAGUGAAAAAAACACGAUUAAAAUCAACAAAAUAAUGAUUUAGUGUUACACAAAUAUAGUGGAGCUACUAAAUAAUAAUUAAAAUGGUACAGUGUUUGAGGAUUUAUGCAACAGAGCCUUUGACGACAAACAACCAAAAAUGUGAUUGAAUGCCACAAGGGACACUUGAAAAGAACACGAAAAUUUAGAAGAAACGUUUUGUGAAGACUAAAUAUGAACAGAAUACAAUGAAACAGCCGAGCUGAAACAAGCGCUAUGAACUCAACUAGCGCUGCCUUGCCACAAUGGCCGACGAAGAGAAAAUCCCUCCGACCUUUCUUGAGAAACUCCUAUUCUACACAACAGCCUCCUUCGUUCUUCUUGCCACGUUCAGCCUAUUUGCCUUUCUAUUCUUAGUGCCAUUUGUGAUUGAACCAGCUUUCACUACGAUAUUCAUGCAAUUCGAUCCUAUAGGAGCUCUGUGUGUUACCACCCAAGUUAAGCAUUUGGUCGGAGCGAGCAAUUGCACGUGGGCGUCCUGCAGGGAGGGCUGCACUAAAGAUCUAUUUGAAUGCACACAAAUUAGGGUCAGCUAUAAACUGGGUAAUUCGUCUAAUGUUACUGAAGAGGAAGUUGAAAAUCUUAUCAGAGUAGAGAGAGCUCUCAGGAAUGAUUACGACUAUGAGAACGAGGUAGCUGCUGAUAAGUCUUAUCCAGAUAUGGGCGAGAGGGAUGACUUGCCCGAACCGUACCCAACCGGGUUACAAGGGAACGACUCGGAAUGGUAUUUUACCGGGGCCCGUUUGUUUCCUAACGUGAAAGGUUGCGGUUAUCCUCCUAUAUUGAACUGCACAAUAUUCUACGGAAAAUAUAGGCCUAUUGGCACCAACUUUACUUGCUACUAUAGCCGGGUGGAUCCGGGCUUGGUUAUCACCGAACUGGACAUGUGGCAGAACACUAUGAACUUGGUGUACGCGAUGGCCAUACCGAUACCGUCAUUCUUUAUCUCCGUCAUAUAUUUGACGUUCGCUUACUUCAAAAUUUAUAAUACUGAAGAUGAAUCCGAGCAGGCACCUCUGAAGAGUGACGCUGAGGCUAUGGCCACCGGUGACGAUGAGAAACCAACGACCCCAGGGUCUGAUACGUUUAGAGAAGACCUUGCGUGUUUCGGUCACCAAUUAAAGAUGCAACUAGCCAAUGAUAAGCCUAAAGACGGCUUCGAGUCCAAUAGUCCACCCAUUUCCAAUUCUGCCUCACUGUCUGGGACCAAGUCGUCAUUCGUGAACGCCUAAUGUGUGACUAUUGAACAGUUUACAAGUAGAGAUGACAGGACUCUUGAACGGGCGGAUAUGGCUACAGGAUUCAUCACGAGAAUUGGUGAACUGAUUAAACAUUCGUGAAGAUUAUUGUGGGUUACAUCGUGAUCCUGAUUGUGGGCUGUCGUUCCAAUCUCUCUGCCUCUUUAAGAGCGAGAGAACAUUUCACGAACGCGUUAGGCGAUCCGGCCUGUGAUUAUAUAAAGGGCGAAAGAAUUUUAUAUACCUGUGCGUUGUGAGAAAAUCGAUAAUGUUUCGUGGCAAUGUUUUUAGUUGAUACUUAUUCGAUACAAACUUAAUUAUAGUACUUUCACGUUAUUACGAUACGGUCCUUAAUUAACAUUGUCAUUAUUUUGGUCUCGUUUAAAACAAAAAAACGUAAUGGAUACGGUAAUUGAAAACAGUAUUAUCUAACACAGUCAUUAAUCUAACACAGUGAUUGGUAUGGUGGCGGUUACUCAGUUAACAUUAUAUCAUUGUUUAUUGUAUUAGUUCUUUUAUUAAUUUUAAUUUUGAUAUUGAUUGAAUGAAUGAAAAUUAUAAUUUGCGUAAUCACUGGUGGUAGGACC